AUGGAACCCAACAGCACCUUGGAGGAGGGCUAUAGGGUAACCAUUAACAAAAGGGAGGCCAACAUACUACUUGAGUCACCCAGAAAAAGGCUGAGGGGUGCCUGCGAACCCACUGAGGUAACAGUGGAGGAUGUAGCAGCAAAGGGCAGCAAGAGAAAGGCCAGCGCCGAAACAGAGACACCCAGUAAGAAGCAGAGGGGUGGACCCAACGUUACUGACACCAUCACCAACACCAGUGAACCCACCACGGUGUCAGUGGUGAAUGUCAGGGCGAAUAAGAAUAAGAAGGAGGACACUGACUUUGAGGCCAAAUACCUCGAGUUUGACAUUCUUGGUGAGGGAGGCUUUGGAUCCGUUUAUGCUGGUAACAGAAAAAAGGAUAAUUUACCAGUGGCGAUCAAACACAUCCCCAAAGUAGAUGUGGAGUGUCGACCAGUGGUCUUAAAGGGGAAGAUAUACAGGAUCCCCAUGGAAGUGUUCCUCAUGCUGCAAGUGGGAGCUGGACCAUCGUCGGCGGGAAAAUCUGCAGCCGUGUCAUUAUUAGACUGGUAUGAUCUGGAUGAGGAGGUUCUUCUGGUCAUGGAGAGACCAGUCUCCUCUGUCGACCUGUUGACCUACAUGGAUGACAAUGAUGGUCCACUUGAUGAGGACACGGCUAAGGUACUGAUGCUUCAGCUAGUGGAGGCAGCCAUUAACAUGCACUCUAAAGGGGUCUUCCAUCGUGACAUCAAGUCAGAAAACAUUCUCAUUGAAACUGGCUCCAAUGUCCCUCGAGUGCGGAUCAUAGACUUUGGAUGUGGCUGCAUUGUAAAAAAGAGGCCUUACCGCUGCUUCUCUGGAACCCCUGCGUACGGCCCUCCAGAGUUCCAAAUAUCUGGGUCGUACGAAGCUGGCCCCACCACAGUCUGGCAGCUGGGUGCGCUGCUUUAUGAGAUGCUGGAUGGAUACAAAAGAUUUAAUACCUCCAAGUUCAUCCGCAAGAAAAUCAAAUUCAACAGUGAAAUGUCCAGAGACUGCCGGGGUUUGUUGAGGAUGUGUUUGGCGCUAAACCCUACGGAGCGUGCCACUCUGGAGCAGAUGCAGCUGCACCCCUGGUUCACAUGAGCCUGCAAAACCCACGAC
Messenger RNA from Xiphias gladius (swordfish), 1122 nucleotides. Its product is annotated as serine/threonine-protein kinase pim-2-like. NCBI's taxonomy places the organism in Eukaryota, Metazoa, Chordata, Actinopteri, Istiophoriformes, Xiphiidae. The transcript is spliced from 7 exons. The coding region runs from base 1 to 1104 and encodes 367 amino acids. Gene Ontology annotation, molecular function: protein serine/threonine kinase activity; ATP binding. Gene Ontology annotation, cellular component: cytoplasm. The record is from RefSeq and is a predicted model, not a curated record. Gene Ontology annotation, biological process: protein autophosphorylation; regulation of mitotic cell cycle; negative regulation of apoptotic process.